Rhinichthys klamathensis goyatoka is the source of this 1950-nucleotide messenger RNA. It is a transcript of the gene ccr8.2, whose product is annotated as cabz01093075.1. Gene Ontology annotation, cellular component: membrane. Lineage: Eukaryota; Metazoa; Chordata; Actinopteri; Cypriniformes; Leuciscidae. The transcript is spliced from 5 exons. The record is from RefSeq and is a predicted model, not a curated record. The coding region runs from base 196 to 1551 and encodes 451 amino acids. Gene Ontology annotation, molecular function: chemokine receptor activity. Gene Ontology annotation, biological process: immune response; chemotaxis; G protein-coupled receptor signaling pathway.
AUGUAAUUUCCUCUAGACUGUAGACAAAACAUGAUGGGAGCCAAUCGGGUCAUUGCUAUUGCAGUCAAUAUGAAACUAGUCCUGCAAUCUGCAAAGCCCCUAUACCCCAGUUUACCUCUACAGAGGAAGUGUCACAAACCAAUACCCUGAGAAAAAAAAAUAUAUAACAGAUCAUGUUAUUUUGACCGAUCUCAUAUGAUACGAUCUUAUCUCUCAUCUCAACUUCCCUUCUUUGCUCGGAAGGUCAGAGGGCAACACCAAUUAUCACAUUUUAAGAACGCCUCCGGUUCUCUGAUUAUGAAUUAUACAGCUGCCUUACUGAGGACCCCCGCACAGCCUCCAUGGACAGGAAUGGUAACCAACAGCACCAUUGAUCUAAAUGAUCAAGCAUCGUCCAGGACCCCUGCACAGCCUCCAUGGACAGGAAUGGUAACCAACAGCACCCUUGAUCUAAAUGAUCAAGCAUCGUCCAGUGUGGAUGGACGACGUACUGAUGAGCCAUAUACUACUGCACAAUAUGACUAUUACGAGUUCUACAAUGGAAAUACUGAUCCAUCUGCAUAUUCCUGUGUUUAUGGAGAUCAUGCAGAUAUCUUCCUCCCUGUGUUAUACUUCCUGUUUUUUGUGGUGGGAUUUCUGGGUAACAUACUGGUGGUCUGGGUGGUCUUGAUGGGUGUGAAGCUGAGAAGCAUGACCGACAUCUGUCUCCUGAACCUGGCUAUAGCUGACCUGCUGCUGGUCUCCUCUCUUCCCUUCCUGGCACACUCUGCCAGAGACCAGUGGAUUUUUGGAGAUGGUAUGUGCAUUAUGGUCCUCAGUGUCUACCACAUUGGAUUCUACAGUGGGAUAUUCUUCAUUGUACUUAUGAGUGUUGAUCGAUACUUAGCUGUAGUUCAUGCUGUGUUUGCUUUGAGAGUCAGAACAAGGACAUAUGGGAUCUUAGCCAGUGUGGUCAUAUGGAUUGUUGCUGUUUCUGUAUCCUUUCCUGAGUUGAUGUACCUGAAAACCACAAAAAAUAAUAAUCAUACUUAUUGUACAUAUUAUCCAACCAAUGAUCAAACUUCUAAUCAUACACACAGGAUUAUUGGUAUCUUUAAAAUGAAUGUCAUGGGUUUAAUUCUCCCACUUAUUGUGAUUGGAUUUUGUUACUCACUGAUUCUGAAGAGACUCCUGACAGUUCGCUCUUCCAGGAAGCAGGCCAUGCGUCUAGUCAUUGUGGUGAUGGUGGUCUUCUUCUGCUGUUGGGCUCCAUACAAUGUUGCAGCUUUUGUGAAAGCUUUAGAGCUAAAAGAAUGGAUACCUAUUUCCUGUGCCAGCAGUAAGGCCAUCCGUCUAAGUCUUCAGAUCACAGAAUCUUUGGCUUACUCACACAGUUGCCUGAAUCCAAUGCUUUAUGUGUUUGUGGGAGAGAAAUUUAGGAGGCAUCUUUUUAGACUCCUGUACAGGACACCCUUCAGUAGAUUGCAAUUCAUGAAGAGUUAUAUUAUACAGGCCACAGGAUCUGUUUAUUCACAGACCACUAGUGUGGAUGAGAGAUCCGCUGCAGUGUGAGCGAAACAUUAAUUGGAGUAGGGAAUACAGGCCAAAAAAAACAAAUAUCUAAUAAGGAUUUACUUGGAUGAGAAAAAUGUUUCCCUUCCAGUACAUCUACUGACAGACACAAUUCAGCUUUUUGUGUUGUUAUUUCCAAAAUUGAACAGAAUAUAGAAGACUGCUCACAUUAAAAUGAUCAUACAAUGCCAUACACAAGCCUCAUAAUGUUAUUUGUGCAUAUUUUGUAAAUGUUUUAUAUUUUAUCAUCUUAUUUUUAUUCUUAUUUUUGUGGUUUUCUAGCAACUUUUAUAUUUUACAAGUAUACAUGCAUACAUAUAUUUGACUUUUACAGUUUUUUGUUUACUAAUACUGUAAUUAGAUGAACUAUAUUUUGUAAGAAUAAAUACCUUCAAUAAA